AUGGACGGAUACCCUUUCCUUCGCAUUACCAUCACCUUAAAGCGCCGACCUUCACUCUAUGUCUUCAACCUGAUAAUCCCCAUCACGCUGUUAUCCCUUCUCAGCUUCCUGGUGUUCGCUCUGCCUAUAGAGCACGGAGACAAAACGGCUUUCUCCAUGACAGUUCUGCUCGCUUUCACAGUGUUCCUGAGUCAGAUGACCAACGAAAUGCCCAGGACAUCCCUACAGACGUCAUACCUCACCAUCUACCUCACCGCCCUCCUCACUCUCAGCUCCCUUGCUGUGGCAAUGUCAAUCCUCAUCCUCAGGGUGCAUCGAAGGACCGAUGAAGUACCUUUAAUAUUGCAAAGAUGGGUCACUGCCAAGAUAUGCUGUUCUCGGAACAAAACAAAGAAGGAAGAUACAUUAGAUAUGACGAAGCCUUCAGGACAUAACGGCGAAAGAGAGAAAUCUGAUGACAGGGUGGAGUGGAAGGAUGUUUCUCUUGUGCUUGAUGCCUUCUGUCUGAGACUCUUCAUGUUCCUCAAUGUGGGUUGUAUCGUUGCUCUCUUGAUCCUACUUAUCUAA
Messenger RNA from Haliotis rubra (blacklip abalone), 567 nucleotides. Its product is annotated as CHRNA7-FAM7A fusion protein-like. Gene Ontology annotation, molecular function: monoatomic ion channel activity; neurotransmitter receptor activity; transmembrane signaling receptor activity. The record is from RefSeq and is a predicted model, not a curated record. The transcript has a single exon. Gene Ontology annotation, cellular component: membrane; synapse; neuron projection. Gene Ontology annotation, biological process: nervous system process; regulation of membrane potential; signal transduction. The coding region runs from base 1 to 567 and encodes 188 amino acids. NCBI's taxonomy places the organism in Eukaryota, Metazoa, Mollusca, Gastropoda, Lepetellida, Haliotidae.